Peromyscus californicus insignis is the source of this 6127-nucleotide messenger RNA. It is a transcript of the gene Adarb2, whose product is annotated as adenosine deaminase RNA specific B2 (inactive). Gene Ontology annotation, biological process: RNA processing; adenosine to inosine editing. The transcript is spliced from 10 exons. Gene Ontology annotation, cellular component: nucleolus; cytoplasm. The record is from RefSeq and is a predicted model, not a curated record. Bases 304 to 2541 code for a protein of 745 amino acids. NCBI's taxonomy places the organism in Eukaryota, Metazoa, Chordata, Mammalia, Rodentia, Cricetidae. Gene Ontology annotation, molecular function: tRNA-specific adenosine deaminase activity; double-stranded RNA adenosine deaminase activity; double-stranded RNA binding.
GGGAGCCCAGAGGAGGAGGAGAGAGCUCCGGGGCGCUCAGGACGCGCGGGAGAAUCUUUCCCAGCGCUUUCUGCCUAGGGAAGGGCUCAGCUCUCCAACGCGCAUCCGAGCCUUUCAGCUCAUCCAGAACCAAGUGACGGGGCAAUUAGAAAGAAGGUGCUUGCUAACAUUCCCAGUCCUAAAAAGUGAGCCUGCUACUUGAUUUGCAAAGGUAGAAAUACUCACGGGCCGCGGCCGCAGCAGCAAGAAUAAGAAAGGCGAAAUUGAUUAGGGACUGGCUCCUUUCUGAGUCUCCCGACUGGCAUGGCAUCUGUCCUGGGGAGCGGCAGAGGAUCUGGAGGGCUAAGCAGUCAACUCAAAUGCAAGUCCAAGAGGAGAAGGAGGAGGAGGUCCAAGAGGAAAGACAAAGUAAGCAUAUUGUCAACCUUCCUCGCUCCCUUCAAGUACCUAAGUCCUGGCACCACAAACACGGAGGAUGAAGACAAUCUAAGUACCAGCAGUGCUGAAGUGAAGGAAAAUCGAAACGUGAGCAACCUGGGGACUAGGCCCCUGCCCCCUGGAGACUGGGCCAGAGGCAGCACGCCCAGCAUUAAAAGGAAAAGGCCACUGGAGGAAGGAAAUGCAGGGCAUUUCUGCAAACUCCAGCUGAUCUGGAAGAAGCUCUCCUGGUCUAUGACACCCAAGAAUGCGCUGGUCCAGCUGCACGAGCUGAAGCCAGGUCUGCAGUACCGGAUGGUGUCACAAACUGGCCCAGUACACGCCCCAGUCUUCGCGGUGGCUGUAGAAGUGAACGGGCUCACGUUUGAAGGCACAGGGCCCACUAAGAAGAAAGCCAAGAUGCGGGCAGCAGAGAUGGCCCUGAAGUCCUUCGUGCAGUUCCCCAAUGCAUUCCAGGCCCACCUGGCCAUGGGCACUAGUACCAGUUCAUGCACUGACUUCACCUCUGACCAGGCCGACUUCCCAGACACAUUGUUCAAGGAGUUUGAACCAUCCUCAAGAAAUGAGGACUUCCCAGGCUGUGGUCCCGUCGACACUGAAUUUCUGUCCUCUGCCUACCGGCGAGGACGGCUACUCUACCACACACUGGACCUCAUGGGCCAGGCUCUGCCUGACAGGUCCAGGCUGGCCCCCGGGGCCCUGGGUGAGAGGAACCCUGUAGUGGUGCUGAAUGAGUUACGCUCAGGUCUGCGGUAUGUGUGCCUCUCGGAAACAGCCGAGAAGCCCCGAGUCAAGAGUUUUGUCAUGGCUGUGUGCGUGGACGGGAGGACGUUCGAAGGCUCUGGACGCAGCAAGAAGCUGGCCAAGGGCCAGGCAGCACAAGCUGCCUUACAGGCCCUCUUCGACAUCCGGCUGCCUGGCCACACACCCAGCAGAAGUAAAAACAACCUCUUGCCACAGGAUUUUGCAGACUCUGUGUCCCAGCUGGUUACACAGAAGUUCCGUGAACUGACAGUCGGCCUGACAUCUGUGUAUGCCCGCCACAAAUCACUGGCAGGAAUCGUCAUGACAAAAGGCUUGGACACCAAACAAGCGCAGGUCAUCGUCCUCUCCUCUGGGACCAAGUGUAUCAGCGGUGAGCACAUCAGUGACCAGGGGCUCGUUGUCAACGACUGCCAUGCUGAAAUUGUGGCCAGGCGGGCAUUUCUUCACUUCCUGUACACUCAGCUGGAGCUGCACUUGAGCAAACACCGAGAGGACUCCGAGAGAUCAAUAUUUAUUCGUUUAAAGGAAGGAGGCUACAGGCUUCGAGAAAACAUCUUCUUCCAUCUCUAUGUGAGCACGUCCCCCUGCGGAGAUGCCAGACUCAACUCUCCCUACGAAAUCACAACAGAUUUGAACAGCAGCAAACACAUCGUCAGGAAGUUCCGAGGCCACCUGCGCACCAAGAUUGAGUCUGGGGAAGGGACAGUGCCUGUCCGGGGCCCCAGUGCAGUCCAGACAUGGGAUGGCAUCCUGCUGGGGGAGCAGCUAGUCACCAUGUCCUGCACAGACAAGAUUGCCAGCUGGAAUGUGCUGGGACUACAAGGUGCUCUCCUCUGUCACUUCAUCGAGCCUGUGUACCUCCACAGCAUCAUUGUGGGAAGCCUGCACCACACGGGCCACCUUGCACGGGUCAUGAGCCACAGGAUGGAGGGCAUCGGUCAGCUGCCUGCCUCCUACCGGCAAAACAGGCCUCUCCUUAGUGGCGUGAGUAACACCGAGGCACGGCAGCCGGGAAAGUCUCCCCAUUUCAGUGCCAACUGGAUCGUGGGCAGCGCUGACCUGGAGAUCAUUAACGCCACAACUGGGAAGAGGAGCAGUGGGGGCUCAUCCCGGCUCUGCAAGCACGUGUUUUCUGCUCGGUGGGCACGGCUGCAUGGUAGGCUAAGCACACGGAUCCCUGGCCAUGGAGAAACACCGUCCAUGUACUGUGAGGCCAAGCUGGGGGCUCACACCUACCAGUCUGUUAAACAGCAGCUCUUCAAGGCUUUUCAGAGAGCUGGUCUUGGCACCUGGGUGAGAAAACCACCAGAGCAAGAUCAGUUUCUACUAAGUCUCUAAGACUCCUUUGCUAUUGGACCAGAAUGGAAUGUCUGGAGGGGAUGCAGCCGUAUGAUGGUGUGGUGUGUCCAUCAAUUCUUGACAUUUAUUCUCCUUCAGUGUUCAGGAACACAUGUGUCCAUGUUUGGAUGGGAGAGUAGAUUUGAGUUUUGGUCAUGCUAUUUCUCCCUGGGUUGUUAGUUCCAAGAAUUCUGUCCACAUAGAUAGAGGUAGAACCACUAUUGCAUCAGCCCCAUCCCUUACUGGGUGUCAAAAGGAAAUAAUCUAUUUGGGCAAGAGGAGCUUAGAGGCAAGAUUGAAAUAUGGUACUUAAGUGUAGCCUCAUGCAUCAUCCUCUGUGCUUCCUCUUGCCACGGGCCUCUCUCGUGGUGUGAUUGAGUCUCGCCAGCACAAGUUUAUAUGACUUCAAGAUAAGCCACAGGUAAAAAGAAAAGCCAUGGGCUCCCCAAUUCCAAAGAACCCAACAGGAAUGCUAUAUUGUCUUCAUUAUUCAUUCAGGCCUUUCCACUUUCUAUCAAAAAAGACUUGGGAUGGACACUGUUAAAGAGCAACUAAAGUAAAUAAAACCAUGUUUAUGACAGGAAGGAAUAGACACCUAAGACACAAAAGAGUCAUGAUCUGUGAUGCAAGGAAACUGCUUUUAAACUGCCCAAUGGUAGAAUGUUUCAAACAAGCCUAGGCGAUUGACUUGAUCACAACCUUUUCAUUGCUUUUCAUAGAUAAUGACAGCCAUGGAAGUGAGAACUGCAGAAUGCUUAACUACUACCCAAUAAUAGCAGAUAAAGUAAUGAAACUGAGUCUUAGAUCAAAUUCUGAAUUUUUAAAUGAAUUUUUAUUAUAAAAAAAGCAUACACAUAAAACAUUCAACAAAAUCUUUAGGUUUGAGGAGCUACUCGAUCUCUAUCAUUUUAGGUUCCUUAAUCAUCAUCUUGCAUGAAUAAAAUAAUAAUUAUUAUAACAAUAAUAAUGAUGACUUACCAUAGCUGCAAAAUUUAAAGAAACAGAGUUAUGCCACGUAUAGAAUGGGUAUCAAAGUUUGUGGCUAUACAUAAAUCUUUUUAUUAUUUAGUCUAUAUCAUGAUCCCUAAGAGAAGACCCAGGCAAAGAAAGGCAUGUCACUAACAUAUUUUUAGUCAACCCAUGUUCCUUUAAUUAAUUUUUUCCACUUGGAACUCAUUUCAACAUUCAUCAAGCUAUUUAACAUGUGCAUAAUCUUUUUUUGUUGUUUAAACAAAUCCCAUCUGAUGGGCUGUAGAGAUGGCUCAGCAGUUAAGAGUACUUGGUGCUCCUAGAGAGGACUCUGGUUCAUUUCCCAGCACCCACUGGCAGCUUACAACCAUCCAUAACUCCAGCUCCAGUGGUUACAAUACCCUCUUCUGGCCUCUGAGGGCUCCAUGCACCCAUGAAGUACACUUAUAUACAUGUGGGCAAACUAUCAUACACAUAAAAUAAAAAUAAAUAAUCCCUUUUUAAUUCCAUCUGAAAUACAUUAUUGUUUUUUUGUUUUGUUUUUAAAAGUAUAGGAGGAGCCACUUCUAGAAUAUGGGAUUCCUGGUUAGAAUUCCAGCUUAUCAAUCCUCAAUAAAAAUUCAACCAUUACAUCAUAAUGUAUAUAUUCUAACAUGUAUUGCAGAUAUCACAAGAAUGAGGUAAAAACAUGAAAUACAUUGAACUGCAGUUAUCUGAUGCAAUAAAAAGAAGAGUGGAGAUAUUAAGUCCUUGGAUUUAAUAUGAGACCACAUUUAUCAUUAAAGUCCUUUGAGGAAAGAAUAUGAGCUCAUUGUAAAAACAUUUUCAAGAUAAACUUUCAAAGACGUGCAAGUAUUUUUACAAAUAAAUGGUUAAUAGUAAUCUUUCAUAAAUCCUGAGGAAAACGGAAUCUUCAUUCAGUGUAAAGGCUACGAUCAAAGAGCCAGCUUGUAGUAAUCUCUGAUAACUUGAUGUAUAACUAGGAGGAAGCUUAGAGACCCAAGAAACCUUGAGAGCUGAGUUGUGGCUUCUGUGUUGUCUUUCCACUGUUAGGUACAGUUACUUCCUGGCUGAAAUCUAAGACCUCCCUCAAACCAUUUGUAUUUUGAGGAGUGGAAUGGAGAAUGCACAGCACUUCACAUCAGUGUGAUCCAAACAGUGUUAUCAGUUAUAAAAAGAUUGGCAUUAACUGCAGGGUCUUAAAUGUUUCUAUCAUGUGAUGAAAAGAGGAAGAAUUGGCCACCUUUCAAGUAUUCUCAGUAGCAACCGCCACGUAGACCUAUGCAAGAGACACAGAAAGCAGUUGCUUACCCAAAACAGUGAACACCAUCAUGUGCAUAAAUUGCCGGUCUAGGGUUAGGACUCAUGGUGUCUAAGGUACUGUUUUUCCGGAAACAACCCAAACUUUCCUAAAGAUAACUUCUUGAAAAAAAAAAGUCACCCAUCAAAUUUAUUCUAUCUGUUAGCACUAACAUAGAGAUUCUCUUAUUUACUUUAAUUAUGUAUGCGUGGAGGGUAUGUGCAUAUGUACAUGUGUGUGCAGGUGCCUGUGGGAGGCUGAGGAGGGUGUCAGAGCUGCUGCAGCUAGAGUUAUAGGCAAUUUUGGGACACCUAUGUGGGUCCUCUGGAAGAUGCUCUUAACCACUGAGCCAACUCUGCAGCCCUGAGAAUCACUUAUUAAGUCAACAGGCUAUUCCUGGAGAGGAGAGCUCUCAUAUGUGAGCAGGAGAAGACAUUUCUGAUGCUGCAAAUGCGAUUUUAAGACACUAGGGCUUUUCCACAGAGACAUCAUAGACAAUGCUUUUUUUAAUAGUUGAAUGUCUUGCAAGCUCCUUGUCAGAGUGAGUGUGACAUAAGAGAGAGAUGGGAGGAAGGAAGCAGAGGGUCCCUGACUCUGUUCAAUGAAAAGAGAGUUGCUGAAAUUAUUUAUCUAAAGUGAAACCUGCCACAUACUGAGAAGCAGAGAUCAUGGAAUCUUCAAGAAACAGGAAAAAAACAAAGAGGCAUUAAGAGGGAAGAAUGAAAGGCCUGUGACAUUUCUUAUCUGGAGUAGACAGGUAGCCACAUCAGAAUUUCACACCUACACCAUACAGGACAUGUAUGUGCUGCCCCUGACCCACAGAAACCCCACCCACUCCAGAAGUAGCCAGUCACAGGAUCUGGUGAGCAUGGACUAAACCCUGAAAGAGUAAGUAGAAAAAGCCUGAGGAUUUUUCUCACCGUGGUAUCCACAAAGCAUUCCAACACUACCUUAGGAUGCCCUGCGUUUUAACUAUUGAGUUAGUGACUUGGGAGUGGCUUAAAAACACCCCAUCUGAAGUUUCUAUAAGAACGAAACACAAAUAGGUCAUAUUUAUCUUUUAGUCACCCUGAAAACAAAUACAGUCAAACAAAUCAAAAAGAAUAUAAGUAGACUAUAAAGAGGACAGGCAGGUAUCUCAGCCACCUUGGCUGUUCCUUAUCCACCUGAUUUAUCUCAAAACUACCCUGUAUCUCUUUGAUCUUUACACCCUUUGUUUUCAAAUCUUCUGUCUUCUGUAUUCACACCCAUUGAGUCUCACUUCUAAAGUCCAAAUAGAAGGAGGUCAGCAUCAUCUUUAUCUGCCUCCAAAACACA